UAAAGCUGCACGUAAGCUGCUUUCAGCUUCAUUCAUAACGCAGGGACUCGCGCGAGCUGCUGCAAGCUCAAGGAAAGCGUCCUUUUUUUAGGCACACUUUUAUAUACGUUUGCAUUAUUGCUUCACCGUGAUCGAUCCUUCUCUAGGGAACAUAAAAAGGUAAAGGGUGAGCAUUUUUUUGGUAACAGCCCACCUUGCUGUACUGUACUUUACUGCAUUGCUCUUGCACAGUCAUGCGCUCCGAGUGCACGCGCCUCUGGGUCCCAUGUUCGUGGCGCUAAGAUCAGCGCAUCAGUUGCUCCGGUUUUCUCGCGCUGUCCUCAGUCCCUGCUGUCCCUGCUGUCCCUGUCUCCCCAUUCUAAACUCCUGGAGCUCUUACAUACCAGAAGAAAUCCCUGGAGAAGAUUACGCUGAAAUGGGUCGCAAAGAAGCCGACUAUGACUGGAAGAAGAGCACUGAUAACAUUCAAGAGGUGUUCGACUUCAUGGAAGUGCUCGGAUCGGGAGCAUUCUCUGAGGUGUUCAUGGUAAAGGAGAGGAAAACAGGAAAGUUCUUUGCCAUUAAGUGUGUGAAGAAAAAGAACAAAAGGGACAUCAACUUGGAGAAUGAGAUUGCCGUGUUAAGGAGGAUUAAACAUGAAAAUGUGGUGGCCUUGGAAGACCUGUACGAGGGUCGCACUCAUUACUACCUUGUCAUGGAGCUCGUCUCAGGUGGAGAGCUGUUUGAUCGGAUCCUGGACCGCGGAGUGUACUCAGAGAAGGAUGCCAGUUUAGUGAUAAGACAGGUACUCGACGGAGUGAACUACCUGCAUAAGAAUGGCAUAGUACACCGUGAUCUUAAGCCUGAGAAUUUGUUGUACUACAGUCCUGAUGAGAAGUCUAAGAUAAUGAUCAGUGACUUUGGACUUUCAAAAAUGGAGGACAAGGGCAUCAUGUCCACAGCUUGUGGCACCCCAGGCUAUGUUGCUCCAGAGGUGUUAGCUCAGAAGCCCUACAGUAAAGCAGUUGACUGCUGGUCUAUUGGAGUCAUUACCUACAUACUUCUCUGUGGAUACCCCCCCUUUUACGAGGAAUCUGAGACUCGCCUGUUUUCUAAGAUCAUGAAAGCCCAAUAUGAGUUCGACUCUCCCUUCUGGGAUGACAUCUCUGAAUCUGCAAAGGACUUCAUCCGCAACAUGAUGCAAAAGAAUCCUAAUUUGCGCUACACAACAGAGCAAGCUCUUAGACAUCCCUGGAUCAUUGGAAAGACUGCCCAAAGCCGCGAUAUCUACUAUUCUGUCAGUGUGCAGAUCCAGAAGAACUUUGCCAAGUCCAAGUGGAAGCAAGCUUUUAAUGCUACAGUGGCCAUCAACCAUAUGAAGAAGUUACAGCUUGCUCAUGGCGAAGCCUUGGUCAAACAGAGCAAGACACAGACACAAACUCAGUUGCCUGAUAUUAAAGUCAUUUCUCACCCUGAAGCAACAAACAACAACCCGGCUUAUGACAACCUAGAACCCAAUGGCAACCUACCUUGCAGUCAUAUCGCAUUGCCAUCUGUUUCCAUGGAAGCAAAGACUCAGUACCUACUGCCGAAAGGCAGCCACAGUGUUACGCUCACAGUUACUGAGAAGAACAAGCAUGUGUACCACUCAGAACCAGGAAACCUAAAUGGGUAUGACAAGACAGGCACCAAUAGCAGCAGGGAGAAACUUCAGACUGGUGUCUGCUGUGUCAUGUGACUGGCCAUUGCAGCAUUAUAAAUGGACCUUAAUAGAUUUGUGGCCUGUCUCUUGGCCACUGACAACUACGAGUUGACAUGUCUUGCUGCUUUGAGCUUUGGGAUAUGGAGUGAUUACAAGACAGCAAACCUGUUGCUUGUUGGCUUUACUCUGUAUACUUGAGUUGAGAAGAGCGCCUCCAUAUGAUCAUACCCACCCACAAAUGCACUGACAUGACUGUAUAUAUAAUACAUGGAAAAUGACAUGCGGUACCAUCUGCAGAACAGCAUGGCUAGUCACCUGGUUGUAUUAGAGCACGAAGAGCUUGUUCCUCAGGACUGAUGUGACAUUAGCUCUGUAUAUUAUAUCUUUCGAUCCAUUUUUUUCCAGAACUUGUGCUUCAUUUUAAAUUGAUAGUAUUGAAGAUAUGAUCUUUUUUUAUUAUUUAUUUCCUGUGAUUUGCUGUAAUAUUUAACUCUGAAUGGUUUCGGCUCCCCUCUGGCUUAUGCUUCAAAGAAAUACAAAAUUUAUUUGACUAGGUUUCUCAUUGCUGAGCCCAGAUAGGGAGGCUGUGGUUGGCAAGUAUAUAAUAUACAGUUAUAUAAUUAUCAGUUAUAUACUUUUUGUUAUAAAUAUUAUUAGUUAUAUUUUUUUCUUGCUUAAUCUACCGUAAAAACGCCAAAGUUUUAUUUUUAUAAUGAAUAUCUGAAUACUGUGUACAAGCAGAAUGUAUUUAUGUAUUUUGUUUUAUGAUAAACGAAAUAACUAUACCCACCACCAUUUAAGAAUGUCUUUCCUUUUUUUAUAUAAUGGUUUGCCAUUGUAAUACUCCAGAAAAGUAUUGGAAAUGUAUUACUCAAUUAUCAUGUUUAAGUUCAUAUUUAUUUUAUAAUAUAAAUAAUAAAUGAUAAAUAAUAAAUGUGUCCUAAUAUUUAAGGUCUGUGUUGACUUCUAUUAUUGUGCAAUGUUAAAUAUGUCAAUUUGAUUAAAA
This is a messenger RNA of Silurus meridionalis, 2687 nucleotides long. It is a transcript of the gene camk1gb, whose product is annotated as calcium/calmodulin-dependent protein kinase IGb. The record is from RefSeq and is a predicted model, not a curated record. Gene Ontology annotation, molecular function: calmodulin binding; ATP binding; calcium/calmodulin-dependent protein kinase activity. Gene Ontology annotation, biological process: peptidyl-serine phosphorylation. Lineage: Eukaryota; Metazoa; Chordata; Actinopteri; Siluriformes; Siluridae. Gene Ontology annotation, cellular component: intracellular anatomical structure. Bases 266 to 1717 code for a protein of 483 amino acids. The transcript is spliced from 13 exons.